GUUCAGAUGGUUUGAAAAGCCCAAAAUAGACGAAGACGGAAAGCAGGGUUUAGUCCUCGGCUCGGACGCAGCUGAACUUGAAGCGCAGUCAUGGCUGACUCCUCGGAACUUCUCUGCGAGGUGGCGAAGAAGGGCGACGUAGACAAAGUGAAAUCGCUCAUCGGCUCCGGAGCCGACGUCUCUUACUUCGACGGCGAUGGUUUAACUCCACUGAUGCACGCUGCCAAGCUCGGCCAUGGCAACGUCGUCAAGCUCCUUCUCGAUGCUGGCGCUCCUUGGAACGCUCUUUCCCCUUCUAAUCACUCCGCUGGCGACUUCGCCAUGGAUGCCGGCCACCAAGAAGCCUUCGAUAUUCUCCUCAAUGCUGGAAUUCAAGCUGAAUUGAUUCUUGGCACAAUUGCAAGGAGAGCAAAUGAGAACAACAGCAACUCCAAUGGGGAUUAUUUGGAAGAUAGGGUUAGUUUUAGCGAAGAUAAGCUCUUGGACUCCCACAGUAAAGGUGUUAUGAUGGCUUGGGAGAAACCUCUGAUGGAGGCACACGCGAAAGCUGUAUGCUCAGGAGGUGGUGACAUCCUGAACAUUGGAUUUGGGAUGGGGCUUGUGGAUACCGCCAUUCAACAGUACUCCCCUACUUCACACACCAUUGUAGAGGCACAUCCAGAGGUCCAUGAUCGGAUGAUUCGUUGUGGCUGGGCCGAGAAGGAGAAUGUGAAGAUUGUGUUUGGUCGUUGGCAAGAUGUUCUUCCACAGCUUGGAACUUACGAUGGUAUUUUCUUUGACACUUAUGGAGAGUAUUAUGAAGAUUUGAGAGAGUUCCAUCAACAUCUGCCCAAGUUAUUGAAGCCUGGGGGGAUUUAUUCAUUCUUCAAUGGGCUAUGUGGAGGUAAUGCAUUCUUCCAUGUAGUGUACUGUAAUUUAGUGUCACUAGAGCUCGAGAAUCUGGGGUACUCGACGCAGUUGAUUCCCUUGCCUGUCAAGGAAUGUUUGCCAGAAGAUGUUUGGGAAGGAGUGAGGCACAAGUACUGGCAGCUUGAUACAUACUACCUCCCCGUCUGCCAGUCUUCACAGGAUCCUGAAUGAAUGUUAUCAGAAAUCUGAAUUCUUGAGAGAACUUAUAAUUAAACAUGGGUUGUUUCUUCUGCUUGAGUUGUGUCUUCUUCUUAUUCUUUGUUGAUGAUCGAUUCUCUUAGAUCGUGGAUGGAUCAGCCUACUUAUGGUUUUUAGAC
Linum tenue is the source of this 1226-nucleotide messenger RNA. The record is from the annotation of a GenBank genome assembly. NCBI's taxonomy places the organism in Eukaryota, Viridiplantae, Streptophyta, Magnoliopsida, Malpighiales, Linaceae.